This is a messenger RNA of Gigantopelta aegis, 1026 nucleotides long. RefSeq names its product multiple epidermal growth factor-like domains protein 10. Gene Ontology annotation, molecular function: scavenger receptor activity. The transcript has 7 exons. NCBI's taxonomy places the organism in Eukaryota, Metazoa, Mollusca, Gastropoda, Neomphalida, Peltospiridae. Bases 1 to 1026 code for a protein of 341 amino acids. The record is from RefSeq and is a predicted model, not a curated record.
AUGAGCACAGCUUACAAAGUUCUGCUCUGUUCUGGUAACAAGGUGGGGGCGAUACAAAAUAUAGCUUUAUUGAAAACUACCUAUCAGAGUUCAUACUAUGAUGACAUUCUUCCGAAUUCGUCGGUGCUUGCUGUAGAUGGCAGCCGAAAAGCUGAUAAAGGAUCAUACUGCAUACUAACCGGUGCACAGACAUACACGUGGUGGGAAGUAGACCUGAGAAGAAGCUACUACAUACACAAACUAGCUAUUUACUUCCGCACUGACUACAGAGAUCGUAAACCCGAUGUAACUGUAUACAGUUCUCUGUCUGUAAACCAGAGUAACGCUGGACACUGGUGUGGAAACACAACUGCAAAUAGUCCGGACAUAACACAUCUGACCUGUGAUGACACCGCUAGAUACAUCACACUCUACAGAAACUCAAUAAUGGACUUCUGUGAGGUUGAAAUAUAUGUUUGUGAUCCUGGCACAUUCGGUGAUGACUGCAACCAGUUUUGUCACUGUCUGGAUGGACCGUGUAACUACACAACUGGAGAAUGUACAGGAGGAUGUAAACAAAACUGGACUGGAAAUACGUGCAGUGUAUGUGAUGCUACUCACUAUGGUCAGUUCUGUGGUGGAGACUGCUCCACAAGACAUUGUAAAAAUGCAUCAUCAACGUGUGACAAGACCACAGGACGAUGCGACAAUGGGUGUACAGCAGGAUGGGUGCCACCAGAUUGUAACACAAGAUGUUCACAGGAUCGAUAUGGACAGGAAUGUAGAAGUAUGUGCAAAGACAGAUAUUGCCAUGGGGUCUCUAAUAACUGUAACCACGUGACUGGAGAGUGUGUCAAUGGCUGCGAUAGAGGAUAUCAUACAAUCGACUGUACAUCUAAAUGUCAAAACUCCUACGGUUUUAACUGUAACAUGUCUUGUGAUGCCAGACGCUGUCUUGGUAGUAAGGAGUGUGACGUUUUUUUUGGAAACUGUACAAGUGGUUGUCAAGCUGGUUUGGAAUUACCUGAUUGCAUCCUUGGUAUGUGA